Molecule: messenger RNA, 945 nt
Organism: Funneliformis geosporum
Lineage: Eukaryota; Fungi; Glomeromycota; Glomeromycetes; Glomerales; Glomeraceae
Source: the annotation of a GenBank genome assembly
AUGAAUCAAUUUGGACUAACUUUAAUAUUUUUAUUUAUCUUAACUCAAUUUAUAAAAAUUGAGUUAUUAUAUGCUCAAAACACACGUUCAAUAAAAUUUAUAAAAAAUUAUCCAAGAGAGAUUAUAAUUAAGAAUGAUAAAAAUGUAACUUUAAAUCAAGGACCAGAUGAUGAUGGUAAAGCACCAGCCGAUGGUAAAGCACCAGCACCAGCACCAGCAGACGGUAAAGCACCUGCUGAUGGUAAAGCACCAGAAGGUAAAGCACCAGCAGGUAAAGCACCACUACCAGCAAACGGAAAAGCUCCAGCUAUAGCAAAAAAACCUGCAGCAUCUCAAUCUCCAGUAAUACCUAAAGCGGUAGAAAAAAAUAAUAUGGGUAUUAUCACUGGUUCAGUGGUUGGAAGAAUAAUUGGGGCUAUUUUUUUGAUUAUAAUUUCUUUAUUUGUGUUUAAUAAAUAUAAACAAAAAAAUAACACUAUAUUAACUCCCAGAGAUUAUGAAAAUGUAAUAAUGACAAUCUCUGGAUCAAUUAAAGAUAAAGAAUUACCAACAGCUCCUAGUGAGAUAUUUAUUUCACAUAAUGAUCAAAAAAUUGCAAAUAAUUCUAUAGAAAAUCAUCAGAAUUAUAAAGAUGAGCAAGUAGUUGUUAUUUCACUUCAACAAGAAGAACAUAUGAUUCAACAGCUUAGACAAGAGUUUUCAAAAGAUAUAAAAGAUAUAAAAAUUGAAAUCGCUAAUCAGAAUACUCGGCUAAAAGAAGAAAUACAAGAAAUUAAACAAGUAUUAAGGGAAAGUUUAAGAAAAGGUGAUAAAAAGGGUGAUUCGUUAAAUAUCUCUAAAGAAAAUAACAUUGAUGAAGAAGUCAUAAAUAAGCUAAGAGAAGAAGCUUUGCAAGAUAUUAAAGCAGAAUUCAAAGACAGUUUAAGAAGUAAAGUUUUUACUUAA